Messenger RNA from Dacryopinax primogenitus, 1112 nucleotides. RefSeq lists its product as uncharacterized. The transcript is spliced from 3 exons. Lineage: Eukaryota; Fungi; Basidiomycota; Dacrymycetes; Dacrymycetales; Dacrymycetaceae. The annotation marks the transcript as partial. The record is from RefSeq and is a predicted model, not a curated record.
CGAAGUAGCAGAUUCACCGUUAUCAACAGCGUCGACAACGAAGGCUAAGAUACAGCAGAUAGAACAUAGGAUGGCUGCCUUUGUCGCUUCUGUUGCUCAUCCGCAUGCUCAUCCACCACCACCACCCGCUCAACCUCAGCCAUUCUUACCUCCUCCAAGUGCUGUUGGUACAGCACAGUAUCCACCACUUUCGGCACCUGUAGGCAAUACAGUUCCCACCUACCUCUCGCUUCCUCCUGCCCAGCCCGUGGCUCUACCUGUUGCCCCACCAGGUGCACAAGUGGUCAAGCCCGUCCCACCCCCACCAGCGCCUACUAAUGCCUCCUCCUCCCCUUCUACCAACACUUCCCCUGCCCCUCUCACACCUCUACACAUAGCAGCCUACGCCCUCCAACCCUGGUGCUGGCGCACCUCCCGUCCACCCGCAUCCAUAGCCCGUGUAACACUGCGCAACAACUUCGUAGCCCUGAGCAUCGUAGGCGUGGCGUGGUACCUCGGGAUCUGGGGGCUCCUAUGGGAAGUGGUGGGGAAUCUUGCCGGAGAGGGGACGGAGAUGGUACUGAAACGACUUCUACUCCUCUCCCUCCUUGCGAACAUCGCCGAAUCAGCAUAUACACUCUCCUACCCCCCUCCCCUCUCCGAGCCUCUGGCAGGUACAGUCCCCUCAUACAAGCCGAGCAGCCUCAGCCCAGCCCAUAGGAAGCUAAUUGAGCGUUCCCUAUCCGACCUACCGCAAACGUCUUCAUCUCCCUUCUUCUCCCCAUCCAGAUCCUCCCUCUCUCGAUCCUCAAGCCUCUCUUUCUCCCGCUCUCCCCACUCCCUAAGGUCCAGCUCGCUCCCCUCCUCCGUCUCUUUUUCCAGCUCGUUGGCAAGCACCCUACGCAGCGCGGACCUCUCGGACCCGCUGAAUCCUAUGAAUCCUGAGAGUCCGUUGAGGGCUUUCGAGGGCCGGAGGAGCCCCAGAGGGGGGAGAGCGUUGGGUGCUGGGGAUCUGGAUAGGAUGAGGAGGGAGAGGUGGUGAUUCUCCUGGGUAGGGUGUAGACAGGUGAGGUAUUGGUGGCGUUGAGUGUGGUGCUGGAUGUUUCAUGAUACCCGUACACGUGCAUUGCUAG